Acanthisitta chloris (rifleman) is the source of this 2818-nucleotide messenger RNA. It is a transcript of the gene KCNT2, whose product is annotated as potassium channel, subfamily T, member 2. Gene Ontology annotation, biological process: potassium ion transport. The transcript has 24 exons. The annotation marks the transcript as partial. The record is from RefSeq and is a predicted model, not a curated record. Gene Ontology annotation, molecular function: intracellular sodium-activated potassium channel activity. Lineage: Eukaryota; Metazoa; Chordata; Aves; Passeriformes; Acanthisittidae. Gene Ontology annotation, cellular component: membrane.
GGUGCAAGUUGAAUUCUAUAUGAAUGAAAACACAUUUAAAGAAAGACUGAAGCUCUUCUUCAUCAAAAACCAAAGAUCAAGUCUGAGAAUACGGUUAUUCAACUUCUCUCUCAAGCUACUAAGCUGUUUCUUGUACAUAGUUCGUGUGCUCCUGGAUGAUCCUACACAAGGACUUGGAUGGUCUCCCAUUAUCUGGGUGAAUCGAAGCUUACCUUUAUGGGGAUUACAGGUGUCUGUGGCUUUAAUAAGUCUCUUUGAAACUCUGCUGCUAAGUUAUCUAAGCUACAAGGGAAAUAUCUGGGAACAAAUUCUGAGAAUACCCUUUCUCCUGGAAAUUAUUAAUGCUGUCCCUUUCAUCAUCACGAUUUUCUGGCCAGUCCUAAGAAACCUGUUUAUUCCUGUAUUUUUAAAUUGUUGGCUGGCAAAGCAUGCUUUAGAGAAUAUGAUUAAUGAUCUUCACCGAGCCAUCCAACGCACACAGUCUGCAAUGUUUAACCAAGUCCUCAUUUUAAUAUCUACCUUAUUAUGUCUUAUCUUCACUUGUAUUUGUGGAAUUCAGCAUCUGGAACGAGCAGGAAACAGGUUGACUCUCUUUGACUCCCUUUAUUUCUGCAUAGUGACAUUUUCCACUGUGGGCUUUGGGGAUGUUACACCCAAGAUAUGGCCUUCAAAGCUGCUUGUUGUCAUAAUGAUCUGUGUUGCUCUUGUGGUGCUGCCCAUACAGUUUGAACAACUGGCAUAUUUAUGGAUGGAGAGACAAAAGUCCGGUGGAAACUACAGUCGAUACAGAGCUCAGACAGAAAAACAUGUUGUGCUGUGUGUAAGCUCUCUGAAGAUUGACUUACUUAUGGAUUUCUUGAAUGAAUUCUAUGCUCACCCCAGAUUGCAGGACUAUUAUGUUGUUAUUUUGUGUCCUACCGAGAUGGAUGCUCAGGUCCGAAGGGUGUUACAAAUUCCAAUGUGGUCCCAAAGAGUUAUCUACCUGCAAGGCUCAGCACUGAAGGAUCAAGACCUGUUGAGAGCAAAAAUGGAUGAUGCUGAAGCUUGUUUCAUCCUGAGUAGCCGCUGUGAGGUGGACCGGACAGCAGCUGAUCAUCAAACCAUUUUAAGAGCAUGGGCAGUUAAAGACUUUGCUCCAAAUUGUCCUUUGUAUGUCCAAAUACUGAAACCUGAGAAUAAAUUCCACAUCAAGUUUGCAGAUCAUGUUGUGUGUGAAGAAGAAUUCAAGUAUGCUAUGCUAGCUCUAAAUUGCAUAUGCCCAGCUACUUCUACAUUAAUCACACUGCUAGUUCAUACAUCUAGGGGACAGGAGAGUCAGCAAUCACCAGAACAAUGGCAGAAGAUGUAUGGCAGAUGCUCUGGUAAUGAAGUGUAUCAUAUUAACCUGGAAGAAAGUACUUUUUUUGCUGAGUAUGAGGGGAAGAGCUUCACAUAUGCUUCUUUCCAUGCACAUAAAAAGUUUGGAGUCUGUCUGAUUGGGGUUAGAAAGGAAGAUAACAAAAACAUUUUGCUGAAUCCAGGUCCUCGUUAUAUCAUGAGUUCUACAGAUAUAUGCUUUUAUAUAAAUAUCACCAAAGAAGAGAAUUCUGCUUUUAAGAAGCCAGAAAAGCAUAGAAAAACACAUGGAUCAAAAUUAUCUUAUCAUGGAACUUCUAGGUUACCAGUACACAGUAUAAUAGCCAGCAUGGGGACUGUGGCUAUCGAUUUGCAAGACACAGGAUGCCGAACGUCCAGCGGCCCCACGCUGGCACUUCCUCCCGAGGGAGGUAAGGAGGGCAGACGGCCCAGUAUAGCACCUGUUUUGGAGGUUGCAGACUCAUCCUCACUUCAGACAUGUGACCUGCUAAGUGACCAGUCAGAAGAUGAAACUACCCCCUCAGAUGAUGAAGUCUCUGCAGGCUUAGAGUAUGCCAAAGGUUAUCCUCCUUACUCUCCAUAUAUCGGAAGUUCUCCCACAUUUUGUCAUCUUCUGCAUGAAAAAGUACCUUUCUGUUGUUUGAGACUAGAUAAGGGAUGCCAACAUAACUACUAUGAAGAUGCCAAAGCCUAUGGAUUCAAAAAUAAAUUAAUUAUAGUUGCAGCAGAAACUGCUGGAAAUGGCUUAUACAACUUCAUUGUUCCACUACGAGCUUAUUACCGACCAAAGAAAGAACUAAAUCCCAUUGUAUUACUCCUGGACAACCCGCCAGAUAUGCAUUUUCUGGAUGCAAUCUGUUGGUUUCCAAUGGUUUACUACAUGGUGGGCUCUAUCGACAACCUAGAUGACUUAUUAAGAUGUGGGGUCACCUUUGCAGCUAAUAUGGUGGUGGUGGACAAAGAAAGCACAAUGAGUGCUGAGGAAGACUACAUGGCAGAUGCGAAAACUAUUGUAAAUGUUCAAACACUCUUCAGGUUGUUCUCAAGCCUAAGCAUUAUCACAGAACUAACUCACCCAGCCAACAUGAGAUUCAUGCAGUUCAGAGCCAAAGACUGCUAUUCUCUUGCUCUAUCCAAAUUAGAAAAGAAAGAACGGGAGAAGGGAUCUAAUCUGGCAUUUAUGUUUCGACUACCCUUUGCUGCUGGGAGGGUUUUCAGCAUCAGUAUGUUGGAUACACUGCUUUAUCAGUCGUUUGUGAAAGAUUAUAUGAUUUCUAUCACAAGACUUCUGCUGGGACUUGAUACCACACCAGGAUCUGGGUUUCUUUGUUCUAUGAAAAUCACAGAAGAGGAUCUGUGGAUUAGGACAUAUGCCAGACUGUAUCAGAAACUUUGCUCUUCUACGGGAGACAUUCCAAUUGGAGUCUAUAGGACAGAACCCCAAAAGCUUACAACAUCUGAG